UACUUCUAUAUAUUUGAUUCCUUCCUCCCGCUUCAGAAAGUUCAUAUGUCCCACCAUCUCGGUUCGACAGCAACUUAGUUCUGAAGUAAUCACAUCGAACCACCGUCGACGUUUAACCGUCUCAUCUCACUAUAUAUCUAUCACUUGCUCGAUAUCGUCAUAGCAAUAUCAAGUCGACCACUGAUAGAUACACCCUCAACAAUGUCAAUGUACGCCAUGUCGCAACAUCAAUACUCAUAUCCACCCGCGCCGGCGCCGAGACAGUACUCGGCACACGGGACCAGCAGUGCUUUCUCCAGUUCAGCCAACCCUGAUGAGGAUUGGACCAAGAUAUCGGACCUUGCCGAACGCAGGAGGAUACAGAACCGAAUUGCCCAGCGCAACUACCGCAAGAAGCUCAAGAGGCGUCUGGAAGACCUCGAGAGGCGCGCCGGUACCUCGGACGAUGCAUCUUCUCCCACGGGGAGUGACAAGCAGUCGCAGUCCGGUAACACGCGGAAUACCAAGAAGACGAGUUCCUCUAAGGUGCAGAAGCCUACCGCAGCUCCGCAUAAGACCGUACAGCCUCAAUUCACACCUCCGAUGAACCAUGACGACGAUAUAAUAUUUAGCCAGUCGUAUGACGACCGAGAGCGGUCUCACACGCCACCGUUUAUGCCCUACUCGGCAUAUCCUCCUCCCGACGAGAUGGUUCUACCCCCGUAUAACUCGGCUCAGCCUUACCAUCACCCAAUUACAACCGGCGAAGGCUAUCCCAGCUACAUAGCUACGAAUGUUCCCUGCACGCUUCCUCCCAUGACACACUUCAAUGAUGCUAUCAAGAGGGAAGCGACAUAUCCAGAAGAAACCAUGUCUCCGUACAUGAACUACGGCUUCGUACCAGGGAUGAAUGUCCACGACCAAAAUUCGUACGACCACUCCAACCCUCAUACUCCACCGCUUUCACACUCGUACGAACACUCGGCGAACUGUUCAGAGUCCGGUUAUGACUACCCGACAACACCUCUCUCAAUGCCAGGGUCUCCCGGCCUCGGGCAACAUCGCUCAUAGCUCAUAGCUGGCUAGGGUGUUGAGGUAUGAUAGGACACGAAUGCACGGCCGAGAAUAGGGACUUUGGAGGGACGGAUUAUGUUUUAUCUCGGACAUGGCGGGGCGAGAUAUCUUACAUGGAAGACGAAGGGCUCGUCUCCGUG
Daldinia loculata is the source of this 1193-nucleotide messenger RNA. RefSeq lists its product as uncharacterized. The transcript is spliced from 3 exons. Gene Ontology annotation, biological process: regulation of DNA-templated transcription. The record is from RefSeq and is a predicted model, not a curated record. Lineage: Eukaryota; Fungi; Ascomycota; Sordariomycetes; Xylariales; Hypoxylaceae. The coding region runs from base 202 to 1050 and encodes 282 amino acids. Gene Ontology annotation, molecular function: DNA-binding transcription factor activity.